Messenger RNA from Paramecium sonneborni, 1776 nucleotides. Lineage: Eukaryota; Ciliophora; Oligohymenophorea; Peniculida; Parameciidae. The record is from the annotation of a GenBank genome assembly.
AUGGGUUGCUGUGUCAAGUCAAAUAAACUUCAUAAGAUUGAAACAAUCAAAACAAGUAAUGGUGUGACUAUUUUCACAUCCACAACAGAUAUCCAUAAAAUUUAUAAUUUUGGUAAAAUGAUGGGUCUGGGAGUAUUUGGAAAGGUUCUAAUUGCAAAAAUGAAAACUAAUUCAGAGAAACUUUUUGCUAUAAAGAUGAUUGAGAAAGAAAAAAUGAAUGGAAAGGAAACGUAAUUAGCCAACGAAAUAUAUUUUCUAUAAAGACUAGAUCAUCCGAACAUUAUAAAAUUUUAUGAAGUAUAUUAGAAUAAUCUUUAUUUCUACAUCUGUAUGGAGUAUUGUGCAGGAGGAGAGCUUCAUGAAAGAAUACCAAAAUAUUCUAAUGCCUUCACUGAAAAAUAAACCUAAUAAAUUGCUUUCAAGGUUAUAGAUAAAUAUUCUAUAGGAAGUUACUAUCAGCAAUAGCAUAUAUUCAUGAACAAGGAAUAAUUCAUAGAGACAUUAAACCAGAGAACAUUUUAUUUAGUUAAAAAGAUUUGAAUUCUGAACCAAAAAUUAUUGAUUUUGGUUUGGCAAUUAAAUUAGAAGAAUCAUUAGAGAAGUAUUCAAUAGUUAUUCAAUGUAAUUUAUAGUAAAACAUUAAAUUGUGUUGGAACUCCAUUAUAUGUUGCUCCAGAAGUAAUUAAUGGAUAUUACAGUGAGAAGUGUGAUUUAUGGAGUUUUGGAAUAGUAAUUUUUUCUAUGUUAUGUGGAUAUCCUCCAUUUUAUGCAACCGAUAAGAAAUAAUUAUUUUAACAUAUUUAAUAAUAGGAUGUAAUAUUAUAUAUAAACUAAAGUUAAUUUUUGAUAGUAGGCAUUGGAAUCAUCUGUCAAAAGAAAUUAAAAGUCUUAUCAGACGCCUUUUAUGUAAAAACCCAUUUUUGAGACCAACGGCAAAGGAGUGUUUAAAAGAUUCUUGGUUUAGUCUGAAAUUUGAUGGAGUUCCUAGUAGGAAUAAUAAUCUUUUUAGAUCUAAAACUAAAACAUUUAUAUAAAGAAGGAUAGCUCCAUCAGAUUAUUUUGAAGAUGGAAGAUCAAUUUAUGAAAUAUUAAAGAAUUAUAGAAUAGGGGCAAGAUUCAAAAAGGAAGUUAUGAAAAUUUUAAUUAAUCAAAUGAAUGAGAAAGAAUUAGAACAUCUAAAAAAACUUUUCUAAAAGAUAGAUGAAGAUAAUUCUGGAACAAUCACAUAUUACGAAUUAGAAAAAGCAUUGCUUAAUGAAGUAUGAAGAUUUUAUUUUAUUUUUUUCAGGGUUCUUAAGUGUCACAUAAUGAGAUAAAAUAAUUAAUGAUAGCUAUAGGAAUGAAUAAUGAUGAUGAAACAUAAGAAUGCUCUUCAGGGAAAUCAUUCAAACCGUUAGUUAUUAAAUACAGCGAUUUUUUAACAGCUUGUAUUGAUGAAAGAAGAAUAUUAACAAAAGAAAAAGUAUAAUUAAUUUAAUUAUUUAGUUGCUCUCUUUAUUUAAAUAUUUUGAUCAUUAAAAUUUGAAUUAUAUCACAAAGUAAAAUAUCUAGGAAGUAUUUGCUAGACAUGGUAAAUCAAUAAAUGAUGAAAAAAUCAAUUAAAUGAUCUAUGAAAUAAAUCCAAAUCACAAUUUAAAAAUAACCUUUGAAGAAUUUUGUUAAAUAAUGUCAGUAGAAGGGGUUUGCUAAAUAAUUGAUUUUAAGGAUGGUAAUUUGGAGGAAUAAAUUAUUUCUCCCAACAAUAACAAUAGCAAAGAGCUUAUUUAAUUUGAAUGA